AUAAAAACAUUUCAAAAACACAAUACGUGAAGUGUCACUCGGCCUAUAUGUUUUGUCCGUGUCUAACUUCGCAGUUUUGUUUUCCAAUAACCGCAGGACGUCUUCGCUUCCCACUUGCCUGGACUGUAGAAGCCGCGAAUCUGUGCAGCCGUUGCAAAUGAAAACCGCUUGAUAGCGAACCCGUCGCCUGACCCAACGCCCGCGAGGCGCGUCGAAUAUUUCGACAUCUUACUCAAUCGCAAAGCCUUCGCCGCCGGAGUAAUUAUUCGCCAUCACGAUCCACUUUUGUGCCGAAUGUAAACCGCAAUACAUUUUAUUCAUUUUAUUUUCUCACUGUCCACCUGAUCCCUUGCACAUUAGCGCGUAUCGUGCGUUCAAUUAUUCACAAAGUUAGCGGAUCGAUUGGUCAGUUCGGUUUAGUAACAUAAAUCUUCUGUUCUUGCAUUCGUGCCUGUUCCUCCCGUAAAGGAGACCGAGCAAGGAGGCCUAAUGGGCAGUAGCUUGUCUAUAAUUGAAAUGGACGAUGAUAGUGAUGGAGUUCUUAUGGAAUUACUCGAGAAUGAAGACUACGAUUACCAGGAGCACCUCGUGAACGUUCUGCAGCGGAUGGUCAGCAGAGGCACCCUGGCUCGGUACUGCAGCAUGAAGAUGCCCGUGAUUCGGAAGCGCCCGGAUCUAUCAGUGUUCCGGAACACCGACCUGUACAAAGAAAUCAAGUACUUAUCAGGACAUGCACCAGAUAGUGAGCCGCCCAGCGAUCAGUGGUCGCUGCAGAAGAUCCUGCAAGAUCGCGAGAAUGGAAUCGGGCGGAAGCCUGCGGGGACGUUGAGCGAAAACCAGUACCGCAAAAUCGCAAACCAAUACAUACCCAAUAAAAAGAGUCAGCGACUGAUGUCGCUCGAAUCGAAAGUGUUCUGCGGGACGUUCAACAAGUCGGGCAGUCGCCUCAUCACCGCCAGUCAAGACCAUGUCAUUCGAGUGUUCGACUCAUCGAAAGGAACCUACCACCGAGUGAAUCGGAUUCAAGCAGUCAACGUUAGUUGGUGCAUACUCGACGUAGAUAUCAGUCCAGACGAAGAAUAUUUUGUAUACUCAACGUGGUCGGAAUAUCUGCACGUUUGCCGUGUUGAUGAGCGCACCGAUAACAUCCAGUGGCUCCAGUUGAAUCCAGAACACUCGCGAUCAUGUGUGUUUUCGGUGCGAUUCUCGCCGUGUGGAAAUUAUAUUCUUGGCGGAGCCAAUGAUGCCUGUAUGUAUAUUUACGAUAGAACUACUAAUGCCAGAACGACGAAGAUAAAAGUGACGAACACAGAUGAAUUUGUCGAUAUCAACGCUGUGUGUUAUGUGGAUAAUAAUUUAUUCGUAAGUGGAUGCGAUGAUGGCAUUAUCAAACUGUGGGAUUCACGUUGCCUGGCUGAUGGGGCCGAGCCCGCUCAGAUAUUCGUAGGACAUUUCGAUGGAAUCACGUAUAUUGAUUCACGAAAUGAUGGCAAUUAUAUUCUAUCGAACUCGAAGGAUCAAAGUAUAAAAAUCUGGGAUCUACGACGAGCCUCGCCAAUGGACAAGGAACAAUCGGUUCGCAAUGAAUUCAUAUACAAUUGGGACUAUCGAUGGGACAACGUGCCCCGAGAUUUUUAUAAUCCACAAAAGACAAUGGACGGCGAUUCAAGCGUUAUGACUUUCAGAGGGCAUAGAGUGACGAAGAGUUUGAUAAGAGCAAAGUUUUCGCCAAUGGAACAAACUGGACAACGAUAUAUUUACACUGGCUGUGGGUCGGGUCGAGUCAUAAUAUAUGAUGUUCUCACGGGUCACAUUAAGGAGGCUAUUGAGGGCCAUAAGGAUAUUGUUCGGGACGCAGCUUGGCAUCCCGUUCGGUCGGAGAUUAUUUCUAGCUCGUGGGACACGCAUGUCAAUCUGAGUACCUACAACAGAACCAUAAGUCAAAAACGACGAAAUUCCCUCGAUCGCCAAGAUGAAGAGCAGCAACCUCUUCGACGAUCGCGUCGAAUUGCGAUGCAACGCAAUAACGUAGUGGAUUGAUGAGAAGGGUAGCGACCAUCGUCACCCUCUAUGUUAUAUGCAAGCUAAUGCAUAUUGAAUUAAAUUUUAUUUAAUUGUGAAGAAAUGUAAAUAUUAAUUUAAAUACUUGAAUUUCUUUCAACUUUACUCUGCUAUGUUUUCUCUUAUAUAUUUUAUAUGUUGUAACAAGCAUUAAACGGAUUCAUACGAUAA
Molecule: messenger RNA, 2232 nt
Organism: Hermetia illucens (black soldier fly)
Lineage: Eukaryota; Metazoa; Arthropoda; Insecta; Diptera; Stratiomyidae
Product: DDB1- and CUL4-associated factor 11
Exons: 9
Coding region: 490-2040 (516 amino acids)
Biological process (GO): proteasome-mediated ubiquitin-dependent protein catabolic process
Cellular component (GO): Cul4-RING E3 ubiquitin ligase complex
Molecular function (GO): protein binding
Source: RefSeq, a predicted model, not a curated record